Molecule: messenger RNA, 2263 nt
Organism: Varanus komodoensis (Komodo dragon)
Lineage: Eukaryota; Metazoa; Chordata; Lepidosauria; Squamata; Varanidae
Gene: VGLL2
Product: vestigial like family member 2
Exons: 4
Coding region: 235-1182 (315 amino acids)
Biological process (GO): regulation of transcription by RNA polymerase II
Cellular component (GO): nucleus
Source: RefSeq, a predicted model, not a curated record
CGUUUGCUGGAAUUUGGUUGCUGGCAGGGAACGCGGCGGCGCUGGUGGCGAGCGGGGCCCGGCGGCGGAGGGAAAGUUCAGGUCGCUCAAAAGCAGCUCCCAUCCUUCUCCCCGCUUCCUUGCUUCAGUCGCUCGAGCGCCCGGCCAGGAAAGGUCCAUGAAGAAGCCGCCCCUUCGCUCGGCAUAGCCAGAGUUGACGUGCGUCCACUACAUGAGUCCCAGCUGGCUUUAGCCAUGAGCUGUUUGGAUGUUAUGUACCAAGUCUAUGGUCCUCCCCAGCCUUACUUUGCAGCAGCCUAUAGUCCUUACCAUCAGAAAUUCGCCUUUUACUCGAAAAUGCAGGAAGCUGCGGAAAGUGCCAGCACGAGCGGCAGCAGCAGCGCCAGCAGCUCCUUCUCCAGCCAUGCUGCCGCCACCAGCAUCAAAGAGGAGGAGUGCAGUCCUGAGAAAGAGCGCCCUCCAGAGGCUGAAUACAUCAGCUCCAGAUGCGUCUUGUUUACCUACUUCCAAGGGGACAUCAGUGCUGUGGUGGACGAGCACUUCAGCCGGGCCCUCAGCCAGCCCAGCAGCUACUCCCCAAGCAGCGCUGGCGCUAAGGCUGCCACUCGGAGCAGCAGCUCAUGGAGAGAUGGAUCAUUCCCCAUGAACCAGCGCAGCUUCCCACCCUCCUUCUGGAACAGCACAUACCAGCCCUCUUCAGUGCCCCCCUCCCUGGGCAGCCCGCUGGCAGCAGCCACCCACAGCGAACUGCCCUUUGCUACCGCGGACCCUUAUUCUCCAGGCUCGCUGCACAGCCACCUCCACCAGGGUGGCCCGGAGCCCUGGCACCCUGGCCACCACCACCACCACCACCACCAUCACCACCCCUAUAUUGGUGCACAGAGUUCUGCCUACCCCCGGCCCACCACCGUGCACGAAGUCUAUGGCCCACACUUCGACCCGCGCUACGGCUCAUUGCUGAUGCCUGCUGCUUCUGUGCGGCCCCAUCGCCUCACGCCGGCCUCCGUGCCCACACCUGUCAGCCCACCAUGUGAGCUGGGCAAGAGUGAGCCUGCCACUUCUGCAUGGACAACACCGGCACCUUUCGUCAGUUCCGCAGGAGAGAUGGCGCAGAGCUUAGGCCUCAAUGUGGACACAGGUUUGCAGCCUCAGGAUAAAAGCAAGGAUCUCUAUUGGUUUUAGACCAGCCCUUCCACCUUCUCUUCCCCCUCCUCUAGUCAGAUCUCUGCCUAAAGUAGAACUGGUGGUGACAGAGCUGAAAUCGAGUCGAUUUGUAACAGCUUCUGAUCUUGGUUUACAGCUCGCCGUUAUUCCUUCUGUGGUGGAUCCCUCCUGAGCUGAGCUGCUGAUUCUAAAGCUCCCCCUCCCACACCCAAAUGCCAUCUCCUUCCCCCCCACCACCACCUCCGUCGCUGUUCAACAUCUCAUGUCAUAUUUCAAGGACAAGGGCAUGAACGUGGAAAAGGCCAUGAUGGAAGCUAAAAGCUGCUCUGACUUGGCAUGACAACCGAGAGAACAAUGCUCCAUUGCAGGCUGAAGAGAAAGCACUUCUCUUCCCUUGAAGGUGUAAAGCUAAACUCAGUGGCUGCAUGUACAGAGACCUGUGGCCAAGCCCUUCUAAAGCAUCGUUGACUUUAGGAAGUUAAAGUAUUUCUUACUGGUGAUGAUGGGCUAAACUUUGUUGAUUGGCAUUUUUAAAAAUACACAACUGUUUGAAAGCAGCAUGGGAAGUUAUUCAAACCUUGUGAAUGGGAUUUUUGUCCCUUAUGCCAUAGAAACAGAGAGGAAUUCUAAACUCCUAAGCAUGCUUGGGACUUUUUUCUUUCUUUCUUUUUUUAAGGACAGAUCUUUCAGACUUCAGUGUGAUGAUGAGUGGCAAGUGACUAGUCUGGGCCACCUGCCUCCUGGCUUACACAAUUGCAGCUGUUCAAGAGACAACUGUUCCAACUCCCAAAACUCGACAACCAAGGUGGCACUUCUCCGAGUUUGGCACAAAAUUGCAUUGGAUAAUGCAUACAUAUGUAUACAUGUGUAUUUAUAAGGUUUUUAUACAAGAAACAUUUUAUGGUGAAAACAGAGACCCUUCCAAAAAGAAAAAUCUAACUGCCUUCACUAGGAACAACUGGAGAAAACAGAGGUGGGGGCAGAGGAAUAAUUAGGCAGACCAAGAACCUCAUUAAUCCAAUGAGCAGUCUUUUCUUUUUGGAAGGGAUAUAAAAGGUGUUUAUUUGUAGGAAAGUAACAUUAAAGAUGUUUCCUUUCA